Messenger RNA from Spirodela intermedia, 1980 nucleotides. Lineage: Eukaryota; Viridiplantae; Streptophyta; Magnoliopsida; Alismatales; Araceae. The record is from the annotation of a GenBank genome assembly.
AUGAGGCCGUCGUUAUGUCGCGGGGGCGGGAUCUGGAUCUUGCUCGCCGUGUUGGUGGUGGUUCAGCCAGGGGCGCAUGGAUUCUACCUGCCGGGGAGCUAUCCGCACAAGUAUUUGGUCGGGGAUACGCUGUCUGUCAAGGUGAACUCGCUCACCUCCGUGGAAACGGAGAUACCAUUCGGCUAUUACAGCCUCCCCUUCUGCCAGCCUGAGAAGAUCCGCGACAGCGCCGAGAACCUUGGUGAGAUCCUCAUGGGCGAUCGUAUCGAGAACUCCCCCUACACCUUUCGCAUGUACACCAACGAAUCCGAGAUCUUCGUGUGCCAGACCGCUCCCCUCUCCUCCGAUGACUUCGCCCUCCUUAGUAAGCGCAUUGAUGAGAUGUACCAGGUCAAUUUCAUCCUCGACAACCUUCCAGCCAUCCGCUACACCCGCAAGGAUGACUAUACCCUCCACUGGACUGGUUUCCCUGUUGGUGUACGCUUUAAGGAUGCCCUGUACAUUUUCAACCACCUCAAGUUCAGGGUGUUGGUGAACAAGUACGAGGAUCCCAACGUCAGCCGCGUUAUGGGCACCGGAGACGCCGCUGAGUUGAUCCCCGCUGUGGCCACGUCCGGCGGUGCGCCAGGUUACAUGGUCGUCGGCUUCGAAGUAGUACCUUGCAGCUUUCAGCACGAUCCUGAGGUCGUCAAGGGCCUGAAUAAGCACAGCAAGUACCCAUCGAAGAUCCAGUGCGAGCCGAACAUGGUGUCCAAGGUUGUCAAGGAGAACGAACCUCUCGUGUUCUCAUAUGAAGUGGAGUUCGUGGAGAGAGACAUCAAGUGGCCCUCGAGAUGGGACGCAUACCUUAAGAUGGAGGGCGCAAAGGUUCACUGGUUCUCCAUCCUCAAUUCCCUCAUGGUGAUCGCAUUCCUCGCAGGGAUCGUACUUGUGAUCUUCUUGCGCACGGUUAGGCGGGACCUGACACGGUACGAGGAACUCGAUAAAGAGGCCCAGGCACAAAUGAACGAAGAGCUCUCGGGGUGGAAGCUGGUGGUCGGGGAUGUCUUCAGGGCCCCGAGCAACCCCACACUGCUGUGCAUCAUGGUUGGAGACGGCACCCAGAUUCUGGGGAUGGCUGUCGUGACCAUCUUAUUUGCAGCACUCGGAUUCAUGUCCCCCGCCUCAAGAGGGACGCUCGUCACUGGCAUGCUCUUCUUCUACCUGGUUCUGGGGAUCGCGGCCGGUUAUGUUGCCAUUAGGCUAUGGAAGACACUUAGGGUCGGCGAUCCUUCUGGAUGGAUCUCUGUCUCCUGGCGGGUGGCUUGCUUCUUCCCUGGUAUCUCGUUCCUCAUCCUAACCACUCUAAAUUUCCUCUUGUGGGGUAGCAACAGCACCGGGGCCAUCCCCAUUUCUCUCUUCAUCGUUCUGCUCUUGCUCUGGUUCUGCAUUUCUGUGCCUCUCACCCUCGUCGGUGGAUACUUCGGUGCGAAGGCUGCCCACAUCGAGUACCCCGUGCGAACUAACCAGAUCCCCCGGGAGGUCCCCCCUCAGAAGUAUCCCUCGUGGCUGUUGGUCGUCGGAGCCGGGACUCUCCCCUUCGGUACCCUCUUCAUUGAGCUCUUCUUCAUCAUGUCCAGCAUAUGGAUGGGCCGCGUCUACUACGUCUUUGGGUUUUUAUUCGUCGUCUUGAUCCUCCUCGUCGUGGUCUGCGCCGAGGUGUCCCUCGUCCUCACCUACAUGCACCUCUGCGUGGAGGACUGGAGGUGGUGGUGGAAAUCCUUCUUCUCAUCCGGGUCCGCCGCCAUCUACAUCUUCCUCUACUCCAUCAACUACCUCGUGUUUGAUCUCAAGAACCUCAGCGGGCCCGUCUCCGCGACUCUAUACCUCGGUUACUCGCUGCUCAUGGUGGUCGCGAUCAUGCUCGUCACCGGCACUGUCGGCUUCCUGUCCUCCUUUUGGUUCGUCCACUUCCUCUUCUCGUCGGUGAAGCUCGACUGA